Molecule: messenger RNA, 1395 nt
Organism: Aegilops tauschii subsp. strangulata
Lineage: Eukaryota; Viridiplantae; Streptophyta; Magnoliopsida; Poales; Poaceae
Product: putative cyclin-dependent kinase F-2
Biological process (GO): protein phosphorylation; regulation of mitotic cell cycle
Cellular component (GO): nucleus
Molecular function (GO): protein serine/threonine kinase activity; ATP binding
Source: RefSeq, a predicted model, not a curated record
GAUGCCGGUCGUCCAUCUCGUCGCCGCCACCACCACUCCUCCUGGAUCAGACGCGCUCUCCCCUGUCUCCGUCAUCUCUGUUCAGCGCCCCGAUCGAUCCGAUGGCGUUCACCUGCAAGCGGCCCGCCGCGUCCCUCGACGGCCACGCCAGCCAGCCGGGCGCGAUGUGCCGGAAGAGGAGGCGCGUCGUCGUCGGGACCACCUAUGAUUACGACCAGGAGUCGUGCCUCGGCAAAGGCAAGUUCGGCGCCGUCGUCAAGGCGCGGUGCCGCGCCACCGACCAGCUCGUCGCCAUCAAGUCCCUCCACGACCCCGCCGACCCCCACGAGGUGCUGCGGGAGGCCCGCUUCCUCGAGGCCUGCGGCGGCCACCCGCACAUCGUCGGCUUCCGCGGCGUCACGCUCGACUACGUGACCGACGAGCUCUGCCUCGUCAUGGACUACGUCGAGGGCAAGAGCCUCAAACUUCUCCUGAGCGAGAGGGGCGGCGGGCUCCCGGAGGCCACGGUGUGCACCUUUAUGUGGCAACUCCUCACGGCCGCCAAGAAGAUGCACAGGUGCCACAUCGUCCACCGCGACAUCAAUCCUGCUAACAUCCUCGUCGGAGGGGAAGUCGUCAAGAUCUGCGACUUCGGCGUCGCCAUGUCCAUGUCGGAGGCGCCGCCGUACGAGGAGGAGGUUGGCAUGGGCGAGUACCGGGCGCCCGAGAUGCUCCUAGGGAAAGAGGACUACGACGCGCUCGUCGACACAUGGUCUCUUGGGUGCGUCAUGGCGGAGAUGCUCUCGGGCAAGAGGAUUUUCCGGGCCGACGAAUUCAUCUCUCUGUUCCAAAGGAUCUUCCAAGUGGUGGGCGUGCCAGACGACACGACGUGGCCGGGGUUCACGUCGCUGCCACACACCGCCCCGCCGCCGCUGGUGCCGGGGCAGCAGAGCACGCCGCGAGAUCUGUUCCCGGUGGAGACGCUGUCUGCGGAGGGAUUCGAGGUCCUCAACGGUCUUCUUACAUGCAACCCCGACAACCGGCUGACGGCGGCCGCCGCGCUGAAGCUCCCGUGGUUCGCCACCGUUACUGCUCCUACUGCUGCUGCCAAGAUCGACACGAUGGCGGUGUCCAUAAAGGAGGAGGUGGUGGAGUUCGCUCCGUUGAUGCCUCCCAGAAAGAGAGUCACGGCCAAGAAGACGUUGAUCAGGAAGAAGGUGCCGCUGACCGCUCCACCGGCCGCAUGAAGUCGCAGAGAUCUCGUUCUUGUGCCUUGAUCCAUCGAUGCUUAGAACUUUUCUGAUGCAAAAUAGUAUGCUUGGAUGAUAAUUUAGUGCGUCCAGAGCAGAGUAAAUUGUGUCUGGCUGCAUGCAUCGCCCAGAUGCAGAGGCAGGGGGUCUUCCUCCUUUUCCAAAA